CCUUUCCCUAAACGACCAAACCACACACACACACUUUCAGAACCGCUUCUCCCAUACGGGGUCACCACCAAACCAUUUAGUGCUUAAUAUACUGUUUUCCAAAUGGAUCCAUUUGUGAGGCAACCAAAAGGGAUGAUAGGGAAGGAGGACAGUGAUGAAGAGAAUGAAAACCCGAGAAAAAAAUUCAAAGUCCUUGAUGAAGGGAAUGAGGAAGAUGAAGGCUCCAUCAUGGUGGAGUUUUCGGAUCCUCUGCCUUGGCAGAAGAUUGAGGCGGAGGGGUUGGACUGUGACUAUGCGCUGCUCUUUUCCAGACAGAAAGCAGAUGAGCUUUUUAAGCAACUGGAGGAAGAAGUACAAUAUUUCACAGGUGAAAAGGCCAAGGUCCAAGUGUUUGGUAAGUUUCAUGAUAUUCCGCGGAAGCAGGCAACUUAUGGGGACCCAGGGCUGAUGUACUCGUUUUCUGGGGUGUAUCACUUGGCGAGACCAUGGACCCCUACACUGGAGUACGUUCGUGAUGCUGUUACCAGAGCGACUGGAUAUACCUUCAACUUUGUCCUUGUGAACAGGUAUAAAGAUGGGCGAGACCACAUUGGGGAACAUCGUGACGAUGAGAAGGAGCUGGACCCCAAUUGUCCUAUUGCCUCUGUGUCUUUUGGGGCGGCACGAGACUUUGUGUUUCGGCACCGGGAGUCACGUGGCCAGCGGACACACUGCCGCAUUGACCCGGUAAAGUUGGAGCUGACCCACGGCAGCCUUCUGCUCAUGAACUAUCCGACCAACACGUACUGGUACCAUAGCGUGCCAGUGCGCAGGAGAGUCCUGGCACCACGCAUUAACCUCACCUUCAGGCGCAUCAUAAUGAAUAGUAAGCAUUAAGGACCCUCUGCUCUGAGCAUAUUUACACUGGUUAUAACUGGAUUGUGUUUCAUUCCUGCAUGGAUAUGGAAAUAUUACAUUACUGUUAUGUGUUAGUGGCUAAUUAAAUCAGAAAGCAGGAGAAAUGUGUUUUUCUACAUCCCAUUCAGAUAAGAUUAUUUGGAAUUAAAGGCCAGCUGACACAAUGACAAAACCAGACAUUCCGUUCUAUUUUUAUUAGUAACUUCUCAACUUAUGAAAACAAAAUAAAUCGGAUAUAUUAAGAUUAAAGACCAAUUAUCUUACAAAUACACAUUAGUGCAAAUGGGUUGCAACAGAUAAACAGGAGCAUUUAUGAUACUGUAAAUUAAUACUCAUG
Messenger RNA from Scleropages formosus (Asian bonytongue), 1234 nucleotides. RefSeq names its product alkB homolog 2, alpha-ketoglutarate dependent dioxygenase (gene alkbh2). Gene Ontology annotation, biological process: DNA alkylation repair. Lineage: Eukaryota; Metazoa; Chordata; Actinopteri; Osteoglossiformes; Osteoglossidae. Gene Ontology annotation, molecular function: cytosine C-5 DNA demethylase activity; broad specificity oxidative DNA demethylase activity; ferrous iron binding. The transcript is spliced from 4 exons. The record is from RefSeq and is a predicted model, not a curated record. Bases 103 to 876 code for a protein of 257 amino acids.